UUAAAAAGGCUUAUUAACGAUCAUACAUAUAGCCCCCGUCGUACCAAACUCAUGCGAUGCAGAAAUACAAAUACUAGGGCUUCGGAGAAUUCCCCAGCGCCGACAAUGGGGUCGCCGGAGAAGCGAUGCCUAUACGAGGUCCUCGGCCUUGGCCGUGACUGCACCGCCGACGAGAUCCGCUCUGCCUACAAGAAGCUCGCCCUCCAGCGCCACCCCGACAAACUGGUCCAGUCCGGCGUCCCCGAGGCCGAAGCCACGGCCUCCUUCCAAGAACUCGUCAACGCCUACGAAGUCCUCUCUGACCUCCGUGAACGCGCCUGGUACGACUCGCACCGCUCCCAAAUCCUGUUCUCCGGCUCCAAUCCCUCCAAUUCCUCCACCUCCAUCCCCAAUCUCUUCUCCUUCUUCUCCAACUCCGUCUUCUCUGGAUACUCCGACGCUAACAAGGGAUUCUACAAGGUCUACGGCGACGUCUUCAACACAAUCUAUUCGAGCGAAUUGAAUUUCGCGAAGAAGCUAGGGUUAGGGUUGGGCGCGGUUAAGGAGGCGCCGCUGAUGGGCAAUUUGGAGAGUCCCUACGCGCAGGUAACGGCUUUUUACAACUACUGGCUAGGGUUUGGGACAGUGAUGGACUUUUGCUGGGUGGAUCAGUACGACGCGAUGGCGGGGCCGAACCGGAAGUCAAGGAGGGUGAUGGAGGAAGAGAACAAGAAGCUGAGGAAGAAGGCGAGGAGGGAGUAUAAUGAGACGGUGAGGGGUUUGGCGGAGUUCGUGAAGAAGAGGGACAAGAGGGUGAUUGAUAUGCAGGUGAAGAGGAACGAGGAGAUGGAGAGGAAGAGGAUGGAGGAGAGAGAGAAGAGGAAGGAGAUGGAGAGGCAGAAGAUGGAACGGGCGAGGGCCUACGAAGAGCCUGAUUGGGCAAAGGUCGAGGAGGAUGGGGAUUUUGAGGAGGAUAAUGAGGUUGAGGAAGAGAAGAAGAGGGAUGGGAAGGAGUUGUAUUGUGUGGUAUGUAGCAAGAAGUUUAAGAGUGAGAAGCAGUGGAAGAAUCACGAGCAGUCGAAGAAACAUAAGGAGAAGGUGGCGGAGUUGAGGGAAGCAUAUGGGAGUGAGGAGGUUGAAGAUGAGGAGACAGGAGAUGAAGAAGAGGGGAAAGAAGAGGAAUUGGAAGGAAACGUCAAUGGACAUGGUCUUGUUUCUGCAGAUGAUGGGAUUGAUGAGCUAAGUGAGAAAUUUGGAGGUAGUUUCAGAAUUAACAAAUCAAACAGUGAUGGUGAUGUGCCUCAAUCAAGUGAGGAAGAAGAGUUUGUUGAUAUUGAAAAUGGUGGUGCUUCAAAAGGUGUGGAUGAAUCAUUUGGAUUAGAAAUGGAUGAUGAUGAAGCCAGUACUCUUGAAGCCAUGGUGUCGGGGCAUAGGCGUCGGAAAAAUGCAAAUUCAAUGCGUCAACCUAAAACCAAUGCUUCAUCCUCAAAUGUUCAUGGUGAUAAUGAUGAUGAGGAAAUGGAUUUUAUGGCAUAUAAUAACCAAAAGAGCGCUAGAAGGAAAAGAGGAACAAAGGGAGAGAUGGGUAGAAGAUUUGAUGAAGAAGCUGCUGCUACUCAUGGAACUGAAGUCAGUGGCAAGCUUGAAGGACAUAAUGGGGAUGAUGAAGGUUUGCAUGAAGACAAGAUUUCUUCCCAUGCUUUUGUGCUGAAUGAGAAUGGCAAAGGAGAUGGUCAAGUGGGAAAAGGUCAAAAGGCUCUAAAUGCCAAAUCAAAGAACUCUUCAAAAGGAAAGAAACAGAAGGCGACAUCAAAAAAUUUGGGCAGCAUAUGCGACACAUGUGGAAAGGAAUUUGAAUCGAGAAAUAAACUAUAUAAACAUCUGGGUGACACAGGACAUGCUACAUUGAAAUUUCGAUGACGAGUUGCUUGCUAAGAAUAGGAAGGAGCAACUUGUGACAGGUGACAGUCAGCAAAUGCAGCCAGCUAGCUAGAGUUUGCAAGUGAGCUUGAGUUUUUUUGGAGGCAGCCUCUUGCAUGCAGCAAACGCUGGUUACUCUUUGUACCAUGAACAUUUUGAGCAUUUAGAAGCAAGAGUUUUUUGUAUGAAUUGUUCUGAUUUUCUAUGCCAUGUUAAUAGAACAAUAUAAAGGAGCAUUGAGUAGCCUAGCAAUAAUAAUGACCCAAAAGAGAGGAUA
Diospyros lotus (date-plum) is the source of this 2176-nucleotide messenger RNA. Its product is annotated as DNAJ protein JJJ1 homolog. Gene Ontology annotation, molecular function: zinc ion binding; nucleic acid binding. The record is from RefSeq and is a predicted model, not a curated record. Lineage: Eukaryota; Viridiplantae; Streptophyta; Magnoliopsida; Ericales; Ebenaceae. The coding region runs from base 52 to 1899 and encodes 615 amino acids. The transcript has 4 exons.